Molecule: messenger RNA, 1224 nt
Organism: Maniola jurtina (meadow brown)
Lineage: Eukaryota; Metazoa; Arthropoda; Insecta; Lepidoptera; Nymphalidae
Exons: 2
Coding region: 1-1224 (407 amino acids)
Source: RefSeq, a predicted model, not a curated record
AUGCGUGUUCGGAAAAUAUCUCGUUUGCAUGAAGAUCUUGUGGAUAUUAUUCGUAAAGUGUCUGAUGUUACUAACAUUAAGAAUAUUGAACAUUUUAUAGUGUUCGGUACAGAAGAAAUAGACUGUUUUCUCGGUGGAGUACAUAAAGUAAAUAUUAAAGGUGUCAGAGAUGGUGUUCUUGUUGAAAUAAGAGUCAUGAUCAAAUGGCAUUCUAAUCCAAUAGAGCGUGAGUGUUUUAGGACAUCCUAUCACAGAGAGUAUGUGUUUUAUGAGAUAGUUGUUCCAAAAAUAAUAGAGCUCCAGAGAAGAUGCAGUAUAAUUGAAGGUUUAAAGAUAAAGUUUCCAAAUUGUGUGCUUGCAAGUAUCGAAUACGAUAAAGAAACUGUUGUAGUAUACAUUGCAAGUGAUUUUGGGGCUUUAGACAGAUUCUACAAAAUGGACUACGCUCAUACUUAUCUAGUAAUUAAGAAUCUAGCCAAACUGCACGCAUUGUCGUUCGCUUUACAAAAACUGUAUCCAGAACAGUUUGAGGUAAUACGUAACUUGUGCGCAAAGGAUAUACAAUACGCUGAUCUGGGAAAGAUACCAACGUGUUUGAUCAGCUAUUUUAAAUCUUCCAUAAAUGUCAUCUCGAAUCCUGAAGCAAAAGCAAAGCUUGAAGAUAUUACUCCGAAUAUUUUAGUGCUGUUGAAUAAAUGCUCCGAACCGGAACCUAAUUAUAGUACGAUUUGUCACGGAGAUUGUUGGAAUAAUAAUGUGAUGUUUAAAUACCAGGGGAAGAGACCAGUGGAUGUCCUGUUUGUUGAUUACCAAUUGGUCCGGUAUGCGUCACCGGCUACAGAUAUAUCUUACUUCCUAUACAUGUCUACAGAUCAACAGUUCCUCGCGGAACACUAUGAUCAAAUACUCGACGUAUAUUUUGGAACCCUAUCAGCUGUUUUGAAACAGUGUAAUUUAAAUGUCGAGGAUAUUUAUCCCAGGAGCGUUUUUCUGAGGCACUUAAGAGAGUAUUCCGUGUUGGGUUUGAUAGAAGCCUUAAUAUCGAUGAAGAUAAUAACAGCCGAAACUGAAGACGCCUUGAAAAUGACUGAAAUGAAAUAUCACGCCGAAGAACCGUGUCAGUACGAAACGCAAAACAAGUCGUUGUACGUGGAAAGGGUUAACGGAGUAGUAGCGGAUUUUUUCAAAAGAAACUAUUCUUUGGAUGCAAUUUUAAAACAAUAA